Messenger RNA from Cricetulus griseus (Chinese hamster), 231 nucleotides. The record is from RefSeq and is a predicted model, not a curated record. Lineage: Eukaryota; Metazoa; Chordata; Mammalia; Rodentia; Cricetidae.
AUGAAGACAGCCACAGUCUUGGUUUUGGUGGCUUUGAUCGCCAAUGUGAUGGAUACAUCCUGUGCUCUGUCCUCUCGUGGAAAAGGACAGAAACCUGGAGCUUGUCCCAAGCUGCCCCCAAAUACUGUUGGAACUUGUGAUGAGAAAUGCUCCGGAGAUGGAUCAUGCCCUGGGAAAAUGAAGUGCUGCAGCAAUGGGUGUGGUCAUGUCUGCAAACCUCCUGUCUUCUAA